CUAUCGAAAUUUAAAACCCUCUACAAUGAAGCUGUAAAGAAAGACAUCAACCUACAGAAAAAUUCAAAGGAAUAUGCUGACUACAUUUUCCCCUAUACCUACCAUUGCAAUGAAGCAACUCUUGCAUUGGCUUAUGCCCUGACCAAAACUAUUUCAGAUCUUACUGAGAAUGACACAUUGAACAUUGAAGCGGCUAGGUUGGGCAAUCUUCCUGAAGGAGAGAACUUUACAAUGGCGAACUUCACCUAUGAAAAUUCAGUGGUUCUCUCAAGGAUGUUUUAUCAUUUAGAGAACACAAAAUUCCCAGGAAUCAGUGGAAAUGAGGUUAAGUUUGAUUAUCAAGGAAUUCGUUACAUUGAUCAAGUUAUAAUAUAUCAAUACCUAAACAAAAACAGUGAAUUUGAACGUGUUGAAGUUGGAUCUAUCAUCGAUAUUUGGGGAAAUAGUACCUUUGAGCCCUACAACAAUAGUACAUUUAUAUUUCCACAUGGUGAUCCCAUUGAUGGAGUACCAAUAGAAGAGGUUGUCAAUGUGUCGGGGGUCCUGGCAGGGAUCUAUAUUUUCCUUGCUGCUGGUGGACUUUUAUUUGCUACCAUUUGCCUCUUUUUUACAGUUUUAUUCCGAAAUAAAAGGUUGGUUCGUAUAUCCAGCCCCAACCUCAACUACAUUAUUGGAGUGGGGACCUUUUUUCUGUACCUCAACGUCAUUACCCUUGUCAUAGCUACCCACUAACAACCCUGAUACUAUCGUUAUUUUCUGCAAUAUCAAUCCAUGGCUGAUGUCUCUGGGUUACUCCCUCUGUUAUGGGACCAUCAUCAUCAAGAUGAUUCGGAUUUGGGUCAUAUUCAACCGACCAUUAGGAUUCAAGGCAAGAAUUGUUUAAAGACUACCUGAUGAUCCUAUUUGUACUGAGUCUGGCCAUCAUUGAUGUAAUCAUACUGCUACCAUACACUGUGACUGAGGCUGUGAAUGAUAACCUUGGGGUUAAACUGACCUC
Molecule: messenger RNA, 997 nt
Organism: Geodia barretti
Lineage: Eukaryota; Metazoa; Porifera; Demospongiae; Tetractinellida; Geodiidae
Source: the annotation of a GenBank genome assembly